AUGAAGUACAGAGGGAAAAGGUUUUUGGGGAUGAAGGCCAAGCUAAGACCCCCAAUCGUCUUCUUCCUGUGUUUCUGCUUCUUUCUUGCCGGGAUGUUUGGAUCCAUCAUUAUAUCCCAGGAUGUAAAUAAGGAUGGGUUUAGGCAUAAAUUGGCUGAAGAGUUUCGGCGCGAAGAAGGCGACCCGACGGUUCAUGGUGAAACUGGAGAAUCUGUUGUGGCCUCUAUCCCAUUUCAGAUUUUGAGCUGGAGGCCACGGGCCCUUUAUUUUCCUAAUUUCGCGACUGACGAACAGUGCCAAAGUGUGAUUGAAAUGGCGAAACGCAAGCUCAGACCUUCAUCACUUGCUUUGCGGAAGGGAGAGACAGCUGAGAGCACGAAGGGUAUAAGAACGAGUUCAGGCACGUUUAUCAGAGCAUCAGAAGACAAAAGGGGCCUUCUGGAGUUUAUCGAGAAGAAAAUUGCUAGAGCAACAAUGUUACCAAGAAGCCAUGGGGAGGCUUUUAAUGUUCUGAGGUAUGAAGUGGGACAAAGAUACGCUUCUCACUACGACUCGUUCGACCCAGCAGCAUAUGGCCCACAGAAAAGCCAAAGGAUUGCGUCUUUCUUGCUGUACCUAUCUGAUGUGGAAGAAGGUGGAGAAACCAUGUUUCCUUUUGAGAAUAGCUCUAACAUGAAUAUUGGAUAUGAUUACGAAAGCUGCAUCGGUUUAAAGGUGAGGCCACGGAGAGGGGAUGGUCUUCUGUUCUAUUCGGUUUUUCCAAACCUGACUAUUGAUAAGACCUCACUACAUGGAAGCUGUCCGGUUGUGAAGGGUCAGAAAUGGGUUGCCACAAAAUGGAUCAGGGACAACGAAGCGAUGGAAUUCCACUGA
Molecule: messenger RNA, 873 nt
Organism: Striga hermonthica
Lineage: Eukaryota; Viridiplantae; Streptophyta; Magnoliopsida; Lamiales; Orobanchaceae
Source: the annotation of a GenBank genome assembly